GAGCGGAUGUGGGCGGGGUAGAUUCCGGCUAGCUUGCAGCCGGAGCGCUUCCUGCUGCUUGUCGCUGCUCUCAGAGUAGAACCAGUACGAAACCAGCGCUCCCAGUGAAGCCAGUCCGCCCAGCAGAGAGGGAGCAGGCCGCAGGUUCCGCGUGAACUCACCGGGACACCGAGGGACGGACGGCGGGAAAAUGGCGAAGACAUACGACUACCUGUUCAAGCUGCUGCUCAUCGGGGACAGCGGCGUCGGCAAGACCUGCCUGCUGUUCCGGUUCAGCGAGGACGCCUUCAACACCACCUUCAUCUCCACCAUCGGAAUCGACUUCAAAAUCCGAACGAUCGAGUUGGAUGGAAAGAAAAUCAAACUGCAGAUCUGGGACACAGCAGGUCAGGAGAGGUUCAGGACCAUCACAACGGCCUAUUAUAGAGGAGCCAUGGGCAUCAUGCUGGUGUAUGACAUCACCAACGAGAAGUCCUUCGACAACAUCAAGAACUGGAUUCGCAAUAUCGAGGAGCACGCCUCCGCGGACGUGGAGAAAAUGGUUCUGGGAAACAAGUGCGACAUGAACGACAAGAGACAAGUGUCCAAGGAGAGAGGAGAGAAGCUCGCCAUCGACUACGGGAUCAAGUUCCUGGAAACCAGCGCCAAGUCCAGUAUCAAUGUGGAGGAGGGCUUCUACACGCUCGCCAGAGACAUCAUGGCCAGGCUCAAUAGGAAAAUGAACGACAACAACCCGUCAGGUGGAGGUGGGCCUGUCAAGAUCACAGAGCCCCGCUCCAAGAAGAGCCUGUUUAGGUGUUCGCUGCUGUAGGCGGAGCCUCAGCUCAGACCUCCUCCUCCUCCUGCAGCAGGAGCUGGGGAACAACCUGUGGACAGUUUAGAAGCCUGCUGUGACUCCUCCUCCUCCUUUUCUUCUUCUUCUUCUGUUUUCUUGUUGUCUGCUGUCAGCUCAGCAGUUGGAGGAGGCUGAGCCAACGCAGCAUCUGAGUGUUUGUUGCAGUGAGAACACGGAGGCGACGAUGAUGAUGAUGGCGAUGAAGGGCAGGGCCAAUGACUGUUUGUACCAAAGUGGGUGGAGCUGUGGCUCCGCCCUCUCCUCUGAGGUUUCAUUUUACACGUUGAGUCUGAAGCAUUUAAAGGAUCAGACAUGUAGCAGACUCUUAUGGAGGCUUCAGUCCGACUCUUACAGCAACUGACCAAUCACAGACCAGCGGCCUGGACUACGAAGCAGGUAACCAAGGAUACGAGGUGCGAUUAAAGAGUUCAGCCAGGCGGUAACCUUCCCGAGUCAGUGGGACUUUAAGAAGUCAGACGAGUGUCCACCUGCUGCAGCGUGGACGUCAGCAGCUCCACAAUUACCCAUGAUGACGGCUGGAUCUCCGCCCAUGAUCCACCUUUUAGUGGAGAAGAUGCACAGUGCUAUCAGGAGGACCUCCUCAGCUUCCUCCUGUUAAUGUGAAGCAGCAGCUCAACUGCGAGUUCCUCUUGGAUCUCAGAGCUCCUCACAAAUUCAAAUCAGUGUUUUCCUUUUCUUUUUUUUUUUAAUUUUUUUUUAAUAAGCACCGUAACUGAACUUUCCGAUCGCACCUCGUAUGUCUCAUCUCGAUCUAAUCGUGCAAAGUGGGAACACGGCGGUUGUGAAGCCAAACCAGGUUUUCUGAAUCUCUGUGCACAGGUUUACAGCCUCUCGCACCGCCGUCACAAACCCCAAAACCUGGGUUAAACCUGAAGUCUCUAAGCCCAGAUCCUGCUUCGUGGUUCAAGCCUCUGUCAGAUCGCUUCAGCUAAUCUCCUGCACACCGCCUAAAAAUAAGCUGAACUACCGGAAGUUACCUGAUCUUGGUAAUCAGAGGGAAACUGUGCAGGACCUUCUUUGAAAACGUCCUGAAAUGUGCAGCUUUGUAUUUUAGGAAACUUUGCAGGAAAUCAGCUGAAAAAAAAUUAGUAUAUAUAUAUAUAUACAUAUAUAUAAAAUAAAAAAAUGUAUAAGAACAUUUUCAUUUCAAUCUUGAAUUUACAACUCAAACAUAGGAAAUAAAAGCCCAGUAAGAUCGGCGGGCUUCGAACAGACGAGUGGAAAUCAUAAAAAUAUUAUCGAGUUUUAAAUUUUGUGUUCACUAAAAUGUCUUAACCUUCAUUUGACCUCCAGCCUUCAUUUCCUUUCAGAGUUUAUUUUAACUAAACAGAACUAAUAGUUUUAUAUUUUAUCUUUUUUUUUAAAUGCAUCUUUUGUUAAUUCUAUUCCUUUAAAACAUCUCUGUGAUAAAUAUGUAUGAAAGCAGAGAAAAUCCCUGCGAAGCAGCUUUCUUCUCUGUUCAAAGACGCGAAGACGCUUGUUUUUACUUUUGAUGCUUUUCUGUGUUUUUGUAUUUAAUCGUUUAAUAGCACACGUGCUGCUUUUAUUUUGUACGUUUUCAAAGGAACUGUACAACCUGUGCUUUUAUUUUGAAGUUUUAUUUUCAUGUGCAGCUGCUGGUUCUAGAUUUCCUCUUUCUGACUCCCGAUCCAUAAGCCUGCCGAUCGGUUCAUUGGCUGAAACUACAUAUUUAUUAUCGUAAAAGAUGUUCCUUUUUCCUUUUAUUUUUAACUUUAGUCAGAAGUUAAAAUCUGAACAAUGAUUGAUCAAAUUCGAUGAGCACGGUGUGGAAACGUAAACUCAAACUUUUAGUUUUCUGCAGUUUUCUCUGAAAAGCUGUUUCCACGGGAGGAACUCGACCUCUUAAACAUUUGCAGCCGAUAUUCUGCGACAACUUUGACCGUCACCCCAAUCCCAAAACACCCCAAACAACGGCGGGAAGCAAGAUGGAAACACGGGAUAUAAACUUAAGCUACUUUAAGUUUUUUGGAAAGUUCUCGAAUUCAUGAAAUCCCUCCUGACUGUUUCCGUGAAGGCAGAGUGAAAACGGAAUGAUUUUGUGACGUCUGUCCUGAGCCCGCCAAAAACGAGUGAGGCAUGUUGCCGAUGGUCGGUUUUGUCUCGCUUUAGAUGGGUUUCUAGUUUUACAAAUAUCGUGAAGUAUAGCAGAAGUAGUAAGUACAGGUGUGUGUUUUUAAUAUAUUCAAGUACUUUAUAAAAACCCUACAAUAACACAGCGAAAACCCCCCCAUGCGCAAGUGGUGAGAGUGGGAAGGAAAAACUUCCUUUUAACAGGAAGUACCCUCAGGCAGAACCAGGCUCAGAAAAGACAGCCACCGGUGCCGGUUUAAGUGAUUAAAUAUCCCAUUUUUGUCUGAAAUAUAUGUCCGUGCUCGUUUUUACUGGAGCGUGGUGAGAUGCAAGGAGGUGGUAUCGCAGGACACUUGGCUUACCCCUGAGCACUUCCUGCUCAGCUAAAAGCCUGCAGAAUCUGUUCCGCGAGUUCCUUGGGAGGAAAAAUCCUUUAAGUGAUUUGGCUUCUAGAAAAUUCCUAAAACUGAAUGUUGGCUCGAUCCCGGGUUCAGCGGGAACAGACGCUCAGCAGCUGCACAUGAAGCCCGUGCAGAAAUCAGUGUUACAGCACGUUUGUUUACAGCAGCAGUGUUUUUAAUUUACUCCGCUCGGCUUCCUGUCACAGCCACAGACUGUAAGUAAAGAUGGACGACGUACCGCCUCUUCCUCAGAGUGUCCGCUCUGACCUCAAUCAGAGAAGCCGCCAAUCAUGGCCACAGACAUCAGUUUAAAGCACCCAAUCAAAAAAACAGAAUGUACUCGGAGGGGGCGGGGUUUGUGACCUGUGUACCUACGUUUCCUCACUUCCUCUCGUCCAUCUUUAUGUCCAGUCGGAACGUCUUAAAGAUAAAUGAAGAGGUUAAGGAGGCGUGCUCAACGUGUUUUUGUAUUUUUCAGCACUUUGUAAUUCGCUAUGCAAAAACCACUUUUUCCUUUUAUCAGGAGUUUGUGUUACUGUGCUCUGAUUGGUCACACAGGUCGUCAGACGCAUCGAUGUGUUUGUCAGAGGUCAUACGUUUAAUAGGAAACUGGUGUUUAUUUUAAAUGUGACUUUCAGAUUAAAAGCCUUGUCACUUCAGCACAUGGAAACACAGAUGGUUUUAAUAAAGUUUUAUAUUUGGGACUUUGGUGGUGUCGGCUGGGAUUGAAAGUUACUGAUGAGGGUGAAACAGAUGAAGGCUCUGAUGAGGAGGAGCUGGAUGUUUUCUUUUUUUAAAAAUCUGAAUUAAAGAAAAGGUCUGCAGACCAGAGGCUCUUAAUGUGAAAUUCACGAGACUGAUUCCGUAGGUUUCGGUGACCUCUGACCCCAUCAGUGUCUUCCGUUUGCUGCUCUGAGAUGUUUGGAGCAUCGUCGCUGCUUCAGCUGAUGAACAAUAAACAACUUUUUCUACCA
Oreochromis niloticus (Nile tilapia) is the source of this 4322-nucleotide messenger RNA. RefSeq names its product ras-related protein Rab-8B. Bases 191 to 811 code for a protein of 206 amino acids. The record is from RefSeq and is a predicted model, not a curated record. NCBI's taxonomy places the organism in Eukaryota, Metazoa, Chordata, Actinopteri, Cichliformes, Cichlidae. The transcript is spliced from 8 exons. Gene Ontology annotation, molecular function: GTPase activity; GTP binding.